AUGAAAUCUAAAUAUGCUAGUAUUAAUGAACCACUAGUAUAAUUAAGUGGAAGUUCAUUAGAGGCAGAGCAAAUGGAUUACAUGAUAAAAAAGAAAGACCAACAAAAAAAUAUUUCUAUUAUUUGUGAAAAUAAAAAUAUUAGUGAUUCAAGCAAAAAUUCAAGCCUUUAUUAGAAUAAUUUAAAAAGUUAGGACUAGAGAUCAGAUUAUGUGAUUGAAAGAAGAUUAAGUAGUAAAAAAAUGAGUUGGAGAAAACGAUUAGUUAGAUUCUUCACGCAAUCUCAAGAGAAAAACAUAAAUUAUGAAAAUCCCUCUAAUUUCUUUAAUUAAGUAAUUUAAGAUUUGUCUAACGAUAAUAUUGGAUUUGAAUAAAAAGGAAUGAAAAGAUACAUAAGUGGAGAAAAGACAUAGGAUAUUUAAAAUCCUUCACCAUACCCUAUGUUUAAUUGUGAAAGCCCUUAUUUAAUAUUUUGGGAAAUAUUAGUAUAUUCACAGUGUGUCAUUUACUUUUUUUUGAUUCCUCUAGAAAUAUUUUUCCCUGAUCAAGUUAGAAACCACUAAAUAACUCAAAUAUUUUAACUAAUAUUAAUAAGUCUCUUGACUAUCAAUUUUUUCUAAGUAUUGAACACAAGCAUGUAUAUUCAUGGUGAACUAAUUAAAAAUAGAGCUGUCAUUUUUAAAAAAAGAAUUCGUAACUGGCAGUUUUUUAUUGAUGUUAUUUGCCUCACAAUAAUUAUUCUCGAUAUGUUGAUUUAAGAAACUCGCUUUCCCUCUUUUGCUAUAGUUUUUUACUUAAAAAUAACAACGAUAUUCAGAUUUGAUAAAAAAUUUCUCAAUUUAAUAUAGCUGAUGAGAAGAAUGAAAGCAGGAUACUUGCUAAUCAGACUUACUUGUGGAAUUAUGUUUCUUUGUCAUAUUGCAGCCUGUAUUUAUCUUAAAGUUGGAUAAUACUAACUGAAUGGAUAUUCUUAAGAUUAAAUUGAUGACGAUAAACCUUAAUCUUGGCUUGCUCCUUAUUUGAAAUAUCCUUUCUUUAUUUAAUUUUUAUGGGCCUUAUAUUGGGCUGUAACGACAAUUUUGACUGUAGGAUAUGGAGAUAUUACUCCAAAGGAACCAAAUGAAGUUGUGGUUACUAUAAUAUGCAUGCUUAUUUCUUGUGUUAUAUUCGCUUAUUGCAUUAAUAGUAUUUGGGAAAUUUUACAGGAUCUAAAAAAAAAAGAAGUUAAGUACAUGGAAAUAAUGAAUGCAAUUAAUAGAUAUAUGAGAGAUAAAAGUGUAAAUACUUAACUCAAGUUGAAGAUUAGAGCUUACAUUUAGUAUUACUAUAAAAAAUAAAAAUCAAGAGAUGAAGGUAUGGAGCAAGUAAUUAUUAGUAAAUUACCACCUAAUUUAAGAGAAGAGCUUAUUUAUUAAUCUCAUAUUGAGAUUUUUGAAAAAGUUAAUUGGAUGAAGUAUUUUUCAGAAGAAUUUAUAAAGAAUUUAGCAUUCUAAAUAGAAGAAUAUCACUAUCCUGAGAGAGAACCAAUUUAUUGUAUGGGAGAAGAUUUAGAUAAUGAAUUCAACACUUAAGGUUUGUACUUUGUCAAAGAAGGAACUGUAGAGUGUUAUAUUCCUUAUAGUGAAGGAAAAACAGAAAAUGCAGUCUUUGAAAGAUAAUUAGUAUAAGAAAAUGGGUAUGGAAUAGAUACCCUAAAAUAAUAAAGGAAAAAAAACCUUGGAAUACCUAUUAAAUCUCUAAAAAAAGACAUUUACUUAAAAAAUUUAGUGAAAAACUAACAUUUUGGUGAAACAAGUAUUUUUUUGAAUGAACAAAUUCCUUUUUCUGUAAAGAGUGUAGAUUUUUCCACUGUCUAUAAAAUUUCAAGAAAAAAUUUCAUUGAAACAAUUAAAAAAUUUCCAGAUGAUUAUGAGAUAUUUUGUGAGAUCAAAGAUGAACUUGAAUUCAGACAGUACAGAAAGAGAUUUCCCAAAUUUAAUUGUGAAUAUUGUAAUAAGAAUACUAAAAUAGACAAUUACUAACAUUAAAUAAUUGAAUGUCCAAAUAUUAUACCUCAUAUUUGCUAGAGAUAACAAAAUAUUGAUUUUGUCAAAAAUUAAAAUGAAAUACAAGUAAGAAACAAAAGUUUCAAAAGAUUAAAGAAAAGAGAAUUACAUAGUAUAAGAAAUAUUUAUCUCAUUCAAUCUUUUGCAAAAAGGGCAGCUUAAAACUUUGGUGAUUAUUUACUCUUUGAUGAAAUUAGCUUUUCUAGAAGCUCUUUUAUUAGUUAAACUUCUCAGCAAGCAAUUUUAGAAAAAGAUGAUGAAAGUGAGAAUGAAGAUUCAUAACCUAUCAAACCAAAGAAAGUACGUAGGAACAAUCAUAAGUUUAGAACUCUUACUGAAGAUGUAUCAUCACCAAAAGUUUAGUCAUUGUAAGAUUAAGGAGAUCCUUUCUUUUCUAUAACUAAUUAAGACAAUCUGGAUAUUGAUUAAUAACAUUACUAUAGCGAAUAAGAAGAAUAUUAAGAUGAUAUUCCUAUCUCAAACAAAAGAUAUAGCCAAGAUUUUGUUGCUAUAAUAUCAGAUGAAGAUACUUAUGGGUUUUCAAAAAACAAAACAAUAUCCUCUUAAUAGUUCAAAGGCCAUAAGCAAAAAGAUGGCAAGCUUAUAAAUUAAUAUAAUAAAGAUUAGAAAUAAAAAUAAGAAGAUAUAAAUAUAGCUAGAAACUAAUCCAGCUAACAUAAUUAGAAUGAUUAAAAUAAAUACAGUAAUAUUUAGGGUAUUAAUGUUAGAAAAUAAAAAUACUCAAAGUAAUAUUUUGGUUCAUAAGUGAGAUUAGAAUCAAGCUAAUAAAAGCUACAAUAAAAUGCUUAAACUAAAAGCAUUAAUGUAGUUAGUUCUGAAAAGUAAACUUAGCUAGUUUAAGAAACUACAACAAGCAAUAAUGUGAUUAAUUAACAACAAUCCAUCUAGAAUACGAUAGAAUCUUAUCUUGCUGAAAUUAAGUAAAUGAUAAAGAAUGAAAUUCAAAAGAAUAAAUAACAGAGUUAGGUACUAAAACAGCCAUAAAACUACAAUUCCAUCAAAGAAAACUAAGACACUUUUGGCAACCACUUAAUUCAAACUUAAUAAUUAAAUAAUUUACCAAACGAUGCAGAAAAUUAUAUAAAUUAAAAUAGAAAUUAAUUAAAUUUAAAUGAUAAUUAAUAGUCGAUAAUUGAUGAUUAAGACCUAUUUAUCUAGGAGUUUGACAAAAUGUUUAAAUUUAAAACUUACAAAACAGACUACAACUACGAUAUUGUGAUUGAUAAAUUUAAAAGAUAAAGAAAAAGAGUUUUAAAGCAAACUUAAAGGUAAAAUAAUGGACGUAGAGCAACAUAAUCAAAGGCAAACUUAAAAUCUAGGAAAUCUUCCAUUAAUACAGAUUUAGGAUUUUCUAAAGCUAAAAAAAAUAAUAAAAAAGACAGAACUAAGAACAGUUAAUUAAAUGAUCUAUGA
Molecule: messenger RNA, 3477 nt
Organism: Tetrahymena thermophila SB210
Lineage: Eukaryota; Ciliophora; Oligohymenophorea; Hymenostomatida; Tetrahymenidae
Product: cation channel family protein
Exons: 7
Biological process (GO): monoatomic ion transport; transmembrane transport
Cellular component (GO): membrane
Molecular function (GO): monoatomic ion channel activity
Source: RefSeq, a predicted model, not a curated record